Spodoptera frugiperda (fall armyworm) is the source of this 5401-nucleotide messenger RNA. Its product is annotated as carboxyl-terminal PDZ ligand of neuronal nitric oxide synthase protein. Gene Ontology annotation, molecular function: nitric-oxide synthase binding. The transcript is spliced from 10 exons. NCBI's taxonomy places the organism in Eukaryota, Metazoa, Arthropoda, Insecta, Lepidoptera, Noctuidae. The record is from RefSeq and is a predicted model, not a curated record. Bases 406 to 1893 code for a protein of 495 amino acids.
CGCGACGGGUUGCUCGUCACACCGCGUGCUACCUUCAACCGAGCGUCCGUGUCCGAGCAGCGCUCGCUCCGCGUCGCUAUCUCAAACAAACUUACAAACUCACUUUCCGCCGUCGGAAACCUGUUUUGUCUACAAAAACUUCUUAUUACAGCAUAACUAACACACAAUAUUCGCUCCUUACUCCUUCAAUAAAUUCCAAUAAACUUUUAAGUGAACUUUUACGCAUUUUCGUGCGGCAACUUUGAAAAACUUUAUAAAGUUUGUUUUUAAGCUGCCGAUUGGCUGCGGUGUGCAUGUGUAAGCUGUAAAGUCAUGGCUGGACGUAGUUCUCACUAAACCGGGAACACUCGUCUUUCAACUUGGGGAUUGUUUGUAAUGGUGGCUGAGCAGUAAAAAGCCUCCUAAAUGUUUAGGAGAGCCUACAAAACCCGUUACUUCCGAGUAGUGCUUAAGGCUAGGACCUGGAAACGUGUACCGAUGAAGAUCCUAAAGUGGGGCAGGAAGAUGCCGUCCACUAAGCAGUACAACCUCGUGCCUAACGACGAGUAUGACACCAGGAUCCCGCUCCAUCCUGAUGAGGCGUUCACCUACGGGAUCACUUUCCAAGCUAAGUACAUCGGGACAAUGGAUGUGCCUCGCCCUACCAGCCGAGUCGAGAUCGUCGCUGCGAUGCGACGCGUUCGUUACGAAUUCAAGGCGAGGGGUGUGAAGAAACGUAAGGUGACCGUCGAUGUGUCGACUGAUGGAGUCCGGGUAACCACCAGGACCAACAUUACCGUUGGCAAGACCAAGACGAGCACGAAGCUGUUUGGCCGUGGAAAGACUACUACCACGAUCAAGGAGGACGAGAUUAUGCAUCAUCCCAUCUACCGCAUCUUCUACGUGUCCCAUGACAGCUCCGAUUUGAAGAUCUUCUCCUACAUCGCUCGUGACGGUGCCACCAACGUCUUCAAGUGCAACGUAUUUAAGAGCAACCGAAAGAGUCAAGCGAUGAGGAUUGUUCGCACCGUGGGCCAAGCCUUCGAGGUGUGCCAUAAGAUGCAGAUCAACUCUCCGGAGCAGCCUGCUCCCUCCACCUCAUCCGCUCCUGAUGAGCCAGUAGCCAGCGGCAGCGACAUGGCUGCUUCCAAAGAACCUGCUUCGGAGUGCGGUGCCUCUGAGGGAGCUGCCUCUACCACCAAGGUGGUGAUUGAGGAGGGAGCUGUGGGAGGUCGUGAGGAGCGACCCAAGACACUGGACCUCCUGCCUCCUCCACCAAGGAAGGAGGGCAAGCGAACCCAGCGCACUACUCCGGCGCCGACCAUCAACCUGCCGGAUCUCCCUGAGUGUGUAACUAAAGUGGAAGUGGCUACUGGAGGCGAUGAAGCGGGCGAUACUGCUACGCCCUUGAGCGCGCAACACCAACUGCAACUGUUGCGCGAACGAUUGGAGCAACAAGCUCAGCAAACUCACGCCGCGGUCGCGCAACUGUUACUGCUGCGAGACCAACUGGCUGCCGAACAAGCUGCUCGCUGCGAGGCUCAGGCUCGCACCCACCAACUGCUGGUGCAUAAUAAGGAACUUCUUGAGCAUAUUGCAGCUCUGGUUGCCCACUUGCAAGAUCGCGAGCGCGGCUCCUCUCGACCAAUCAGCGCUCAGCAACUCACGCUCUUGCCCCAGUUGUCCUCGUCUGCAAAGAUAGACCGAUGGUUCUCUCUUCUGCCCGCCAACACUCCUGCGCUGUCGCGGCCUGAGAGCGGCUUCAUCUCCGGAGUGGAAGACGGGGCCGACGCAGCCACUCUCGCCGAAGCCAAGAAUCUGCUCCAGCAAUUGGGUGCUAAGAAGAAACGACGCCUCAUCCCCAUACGCUUCACUAGAAGAAAGAUCUUAGUCAAUAAACACACGUUGCUAUAAUGUUCGUCAUAAUGUGUACGCUGUUUAAAAGUUUGCUUUAAGAACGUAAUUUGAAGUCAUUUUACGGGAUCAACAAGAGUUUAAGUGCCGCCGUACCAGUACACGAGAGGACGGUCCUGGCAUACAAGGUCGGGAAAUCCUGUAAUCCGAUGACACGUUUGUCGUGUGACAACGUUCCUAAAUCGCAGCUUCAAACUCUAAUUAUUAUUUGAGUUCACGUUUUAACUCUAAUACUUACUUAAUACACGACAAUUACUUAAGAGUUUGGUACAUAUUAACAUUAUUAUUAACUUUAGUAGGUAGGUAAUUAGGGAAAGUAACCGGAGAACCGAUUUCUCCGGAGAAAAUAAGGCUUCUACGAGAACAAAUUGGAUACAAGUACUUAGAACUAAUUUAGUCACGUGAUAAUUUAUUCAUACUCGCUAAAUAAUGCUAGGUAUUACUAAUUGAUCGUAAUGAUAUUAAUUAAAAGGAAAUUAAUUAACUUUAUUAUAAUAGUUUGAACUCAUAAAGAGAUGGACGAAUCUUUUGAACAGCGUACACAUCGGUUAUAGUGCAAUUUACAUUAAUACAAUACAUACUAAGUACGUAAACAGAAAUAGUUUUAUGCCACAACAUCGACAAUGGAAUAUCAGCCUAAUGACGCUGACAAUACGAGUGCCUACUCGAUUAUAAUAUCUAGUAAAUCGAUGGUGCUGUCCCGGUGUUUGAUUUAGGCACAAUUUUUAUUGUGCAAUAAGUUCGUAAUGUAGUUUCAGUGAUCUCAACGCGAAUAAUCAUGAUUGAAAUAGGGGAAGUCAGCUCAAAGCGGCCAUAGGAGGCAAAGCGGCCACUCUUAAUUUUUCGGUUAUUUUUAAUGAUAGCGCACCGUUGCCUUUCCGUACGUAUAACCAAACCUCCCUCCCCGCGCCAGUCACUCAUUUUCAGGAAGGAGAACGAACGCGUGGUUCUAGUAACGACAAAUAUUUUUUUGUGCGUUUUGUUAAAAUAAUACGAGGUAAGUUCAACCUGUUUUGGCCAAAACUAUUUAUAUUAAAAUGCUUUUAUUGCACGUUUAACGUUACUUAUCUAUUUUGCCUUUUUUGUGUGGUAUUUGCUUCGAAAUAUAGUUAAUAAUGUGAGUGAAAAUAUAUUUUUAAAUAAAAUGGUUGAAAAAGGCAAAGCGGCCCGGGCAAAGCGGUCAACUGACCGCUUUGCCCUUACUUUCAUAUUAUCGCUGCAUAGAUAUAAUUCUUAUUUAUUUUGUUUACACCACAACAGGAAGAAGGAGAGUAUUUGUUUCAUAUGGACAACCUCUUUUUUGGCCUCACAAAGGAAGAUUUUUUGCAGCUUAAGUUUCAAUAUGCUGAAUCAAACCAUAUUCCACAUCCUUUUAAAAAUGAAACGGCUGGACACUAUUUUUAUAAAGGCUUCAUCAUGCGUCAUCCUAAUUUGACCUUGCGACAACCAGAACCCACAUCCAUAGCCAGAGCUCGAGGCUUCAACAAAUCCCAAGUAUAUCGAUUUUUAUAAAUUACUUUUAUGACUGACUGUGAUUAAAAUAGGUAAAAUGUUGUUGAUUUUUUUUUAUGUGAAUUAUAUGUGUUGAUUUUUAAUUUUGCAUUUUUAUUUUGUCAAUCACGGUAUUUUCCAAUAAAAACAAUUCAUUGCUUAAAAACUUUUGGGGUGGCCACGUUGCCCUUACCCCCGUGGCCGCUUUGGGCGACCACUCGGGCAAAGCGGUUUUAUGACAAGUUUUCGUAAUCUGCAAAUCAUAUGAUUAUUAUUCAACUUACGCAAAUUUCAAUUGGCCAUUACAAAAAUUCGAUAAAUUCUCGACUAGCUAGUAUAAAAUUCUCUUUAAAAAUCUUUCGUUCAAUGGCUUUUUUUUAAACUCAAAGUUAAGGUGGCCGCUUUGAGCUGACUUCCCCUAUAACUUUGGAGUCGGGUAGCUAGAAUUAUCUACCUAUACAACACGUAAUACCUCCGAAGGCCUUUGAAUAUGAUUCUGUAACAUCUAGUUUUGUAUUUUAUAUUCAUUCUUACUUUUUGUGAUAUUUCUCGCAAGCAGUCAGGGUGGAAUCAGCUGUUGUAAGGCCGUAUUCACACGGAACAUUAUAUUCUGAUGCCGUAGCCUCGUGUGUUGUACGAUACGAUUCGUUUUUCGUACAAGAGAUGAAGGGACACGUACGUGUAGUGUGAACGUGGUCUUUAUAUGGAAGAAUGCUACGUACCUAUAUGUAUAGACAAGUAGCAUAUAGCUCAAAAGGGACUCGUGGAAUAAGGAAGGCCAUAAAAGAAAUCAAGUGAACAGAAAAUACCACAACACGAACGAUAGUUCACAAUGCAUAGUUCCACCUUAAUUGUUAUCGUUUAGUGUCUACUUAUACUAUUUUAAUAACAAUAAAUAUAGGUGCGAUAACAUAAAAAUAUUUACUGAUCCCAGUAAAAGUGUUGAAAUUAUGAAAUUUUCAUUAUUAUAGUCGUAAUAAAGAUAUCUCUCAGAAAACUACUGCCCGUAAAAUUGAAGACUUGUUUUUUUUUGUUAUAAUUCGUUAUAGUUUUUUUUAACAUUACUUUUAAUUAUAUUGUAUAGCAGUAUUAAUAUUAAAUAAACGUAGAUAUAAUUUUAUGACCUCGAGUUAACUAACGAACAAAGCGCAUGACUGUUUUACAAAAUAACGAAAGUGUUUUUUGCAACGUGACGAUAUUGUAACUGUGCAUUUCCUAGCAUAAAUUGUUUUAAGUGAUAGUUUUAAUUAGUUUAAGUAAGUAAGUAGUUCGUACUGCAUACAGCGACCAAAUAUUUUGUGUUACAAAGUAUUGAACUCACGGUGUAUUGAACACCGAGAAGCUCCUUAGCACUAAUUUUCUCUGGGCAGUAAACAAGUAUAAGUUUCUAGGGAUACACCAAUACAUACGUUUCCACAAUGAACGUGACAAGUAAUGGAGACUGGCACAGAAGCCAAUCUGCCUAAAACAAAAAACAGUGCCAUAAUAACGAUUUCGUUUUAAUUUUCGAACGGACUACGUUCUAGGUUUAAAUUUUUAUCCGAUUAAAAUCAUUUUCAUUGCGGCCGGAUACAUUGGUUGUAAUAGCUACCAAUUAUUGUGCAAGGCUAUUUAAAAAAAGAAUACACUAUGGAAUAAAUAGAGCCGCGAACAUCCACCAUUGCGUAUUCGGUCAAUUACACGUCAAGUGUUGACAUGACGGUCUGUUUUGUUUGUCAUUUUUUUAUAUUUUUUUUUUACGUUCAUAAAACUGCCUUAGUAAUUCUUACUCAUUAUUCUUUAAAUACACUGUUUCUUACUGUAUCCAUUCCAAUGUUGUAUUUUUAAAAAAUAAUGGUACUAAUUAAUAUAUUAGUUUAAAUAGUAUAAAAUGUUGAGUGAUCGAAUGACUGAUUAUAAUUGAUAAUGUAUUGUGUUCUUUAGUUACAUCUAUUUUAUAUUUUAGAUAUACGAGUAUGUUUCAAGAUAAGUGACAUUGGAAUAUAUUUGAUUGAAAUAUAAGUUGUGUUUCUUCCUA